UUCAAAGUGUUGGAAACUUUGCACAAAACAGACAUAAUAAUAUCAGUAGAAAUGGCGCCGCGUUCUGUUGUCAGGAAAUUUCUCGCACGGCCUCAACAUGAAGGACUUGGUGCUGUUGUUAGAAGAAGCAUUGGGAGGUUUGAGUUGAGGUACUUUGACCCUUUCCUAGUUCUGGAUGAAUUCUCAGUUUCUGCUCCUGCUGGAUUUCCUGAUCAUCCACAUAGAGGCUUUGAAACGGUCACCUACAUGUUGCAGGGAGCUGUGACGCAUGAAGAUUUUGAAGGACAUAAAGGUACCAUUGAAGCUGGUGAUUUACAGUGGAUGACUGCUGGAAGAGGAAUUCUUCAUUCUGAAAUGCCUGCUGCUGAGGGUACUCAAAAGGGUUUACAGUUGUGGAUUAAUCUCUCCUCCAAAAAUAAAAUGAUACAGCCAAGGUAUCAAGAGAUAUCAAGCGAGAACAUAGCAGAAGCAACAAAAGAUGGGAUAAAGGUGAGAAUUAUAGCAGGGGAGGCACUAGGAAAAAUAUCACCCAUAUACACAAGGACUCCAACAAUGUAUUUGGAUUUCACUCUAAAGCCAGGAGCGCAUUUGCAGCAACCAAUUCCUAAAUCAUACAAUUCAUUUGUGUAUGUAUUAGAAGGAGAGGGCAUUUUUGACUCAAGAACAUCACCCACAUCAGCACAUCAUUUACUUCUUCUAAGUGCCUCUGGUGAUGGACUUGAGGCAUGCAACAAGUCCACAAAGCCACUAAGGUUUAUAUUAGUGGGUGGUGAACCAUUAGGUGAACCAGUAGCACAAUUGGGGCCUUUUGUCAUGAAUACUCAACAAGAAAUUGACCAAACUGUUGAAGAUUUUGAGAAUUAUGCCAAUGGUUUUGAAAAAGCCAAGCAUUGGAGAUCUGAAGCCAGAAUUGGGCUUGACUAUUAGUGCUGCAAGUAGUUAUAUGUAGCGGCGGAGUCAGGAUUUUCACCAAAGGGGUUCGACAUUUAUUAUAUAAACAUAAACAAAUUUAAUCUUGUAUAUAGCGAAGGAGGUUUAAAUGAAUCCCUUCCGCUCCUCUAGCUCCGCCCUGCUGACAUCAAUCGUUAUUGAUUCUUUUGUUAUUCUUCCUAUUUUGUUGUGUAGCUUUCGUAGUCCAUUUGUUUUGACAUAAGAGGGAACAUCUGUUCUCCAUAUCACCAAAGCACCCCAUUUUCAUAGGAAAUGAUAAGGGCUCAUUUUGGCA
This is a messenger RNA of Nicotiana tabacum (common tobacco), 1225 nucleotides long. Its product is annotated as pirin-like protein At1g50590. Lineage: Eukaryota; Viridiplantae; Streptophyta; Magnoliopsida; Solanales; Solanaceae. The record is from RefSeq and is a predicted model, not a curated record.